AUGAAACUUUUAUUUUUAAUCGCGUUGGCGUGUAGCGUCUACGCGGAGGUGGCUGAAGUUCCAUCUUCGGGGAAAUUCUCAGUCGAAGGAGAGGUGAUUUUCGUUUUUACAAAAAAAUCACUAAAUGGAGAAUUCAGAUUAUUCUACCUGCUUCAAAACAUUGUUCGAAAUGGUCUUCAAAUGCGCGAGUUAUGUUGAAUCAUGGACAAUACAUUGGUUUCGUUGGAGAAAACUGCAUUUUCCGCGUCGAUAACGUUCCCAGCGGCAGUUAUAUUGUUCAGGUCAUUGCUUUUUUAAGUUUUAGUGGAGAAAAACGGAAAUAUAAGACAAUUUCGCUUGAUUUUUCACGAAAAGCCCUGGUAGAUCGUAGGUUAGUUAAAGGUAUUGCAGAAAUGGUUUUAAGGAUUCGAGGGUAGUAAAGUUUUUCCGAUACGGAGAGAUAGGUUUUUUUUCUUAGCUUUUACUUUGUCGUAGAUGGAUAUACCUUUUUUUCCUGAAAUAAUUUGAAGUUUUUUUCGCCGUCUCUUCGAUUUAAUGUAAAACUGAAAAAUGAUUGAAAAAGAUUUUUUUGAGAGUUUCAGUUAUAGGCGAAAAAUUUGCUUUUAAAAAAAUGUCGAAAAAGUGAACUUUUUUUCUUAAUAACAACACCAGGAAGAAGAUAAAAAAAAAUUGGAAUGAAAUUUCAACCGACCAACCGUUUAAAAGUUUUUGGGUUGCAAAUAAAAAAGUUGAAAGUUUGAUUUUGACGACUAUAAUAUACAUUACAAGUAAGGUCACAUUUUGCCGUUGAGAGUUUUUCUGGGAAUUGGUCAGGGUUCUUGUUUGUCAAAAAAAAAUUUUCAAACUUUACCUCUAUUUAUUUUUGCGAAAAAAAUAUUGGCUCAAAAUCUAAAAAAAUAACCCAUUUUGAAACAUUUGCGACCAACAUUAAUUUUUGAGUUGAAUUUUUUUCUUAUUCAAUAUUCUACUUUUUGUAGAGGUUUUUUUUUUUUGAAUGUUUGAUCUUUUUUCAGAUUGAAAAUGUCGACUUCAUUUUUGAACCAAUUCGUGUGGACAUCACAGGAAAAGGAAAGAUGCGAGCCCGGAAACUAACUUUGGUUCAGGCAAGUUAUUCACUUUUUUUUUCAGAGUCGUUUUUUGUUUUCUGGUUUGAAUGUUCUGUGUUCAUUGGAGUUUUCAGUUUGAAAAAAAAAAUGGAAAGUUAAGAAGUUUCUUGGAUUUGAUAAUGUUUCGAUAAUAUUAUAUGAAAAAGUCGACUUAUUUACGUUAUACAAAAACAUCAGUCAUACUUUUUCAGGUAGAUCAAAAUGAACGUAUAUUGAUAAGAACCAUAAAAUUUUUCGAAAUAUUAAAAAAAUGAAUAAAAGCAAUUAUAGAUCAAGAAUUCAAGCAUUUUUCUCGGAUUAUCAUCGAGCUUCUAAGAGGCAUUAGUUUUAAAUUUUAAAAUUACGAAAAUGUUUUCCUUUAUGAUUUACGAACUAUCUCAUAUGUAAACAGUUGUAUCUGACGAGUUAUGAAAGUAUUUAUUCAGGUUUGGAACUUGUGGAAGUUUUCCUUCUUUUUUUUUCUUCUGUGUAGCUCCCUUUUCGACCUCAGAAUCUCUGUAUUUCUCUUUUAUUCAUUUUUUUAAACUAAAUAGUUUUGUUUCUUCUUACCAAUCAUUCCUUCGAUUACAGCCCAAUACUGUGAACCAGCUGAGCUACCCGCUGAAGUUGAGCGCCAGAGGGCCGACCAGAUAUUUCCGGAAACGCGAAGAAUGGCGAGUGACGGACAUGCUGAUGAGUCCGAUGGUUCUGAUGCUCGUCGUGCCGCUUCUCAUCAUGCUCGUCAUUCCCAAGUACCAUCUGAAGUUGCUCGGCUGCAUUUAUAUGGAAACUUGAAGGAUGACAGCGAACGAUCCGCAGCUGCAGCGCGAAAUGGAGCAGAUGCAACUCCCCAAAAUGGACAUGCCUGACGUCGGCGAGGUGAUGGCCAACUUCUUCGGUGGCGGUCCUGCGGCCAGUAAGAAGAAAGCGGUCACCGGAAAGAGAAAAUAGAGUCUGCUCAAUUCAUCGGGCUCACUUUUUUUUUGUAAAUAAUAAUAAACACCCAUUCCUCAAUUGCUUGCUUGCUCUUAUAAUCCUAGAAGGAAGUAAGUCUCAAUGUUUAGGUUGUAAUCAUUCUCUUCCUCUUGCUUCUCGAAAAAAAAAUUUUGAAAAAAACUAUAAAUAUUUAUUAAAAUAUGUUUUUUUGCAAAAUAUUUGGCGAAUUUCUCUGGGAAAAAUUUUUCUCUAAAAAAACUCGUCGGAUUUAAGUUUGGGUACAGCCAUUGAAGAGCGGAGUUUAAUUUAAGCUAACUUUUUCCAAUCACUAGUUACAUUUCCUUUUUGCGAGUGGUGCACACUUGGUUUCUAUAGAAACGUUAGCCUUCGGUUUACCAAUCGAUAUGGUUUUCUCCAAUUCUUCUGUCUUCUUGUCAUCGCGUUGCUCUGUCCUUUUUCUUUCAUAUUUCCCGAUAAAGCUGUAAAUUGUCGCGCGGAGCGUCUCAUGUUUUUGUUUAGACUCAUGAUGUGUCGGAGACCGUUUGAGUGGUUCUCAGUGGGGGAUUGCGUCCGUUUACAGUUGCGCAACUCGAGCGCUUCCACCCAUUGAAACGGAUACUCGCCGCAGAUUUUACGAUGUUCGUUCCCAGGGCGAGAAGGAGUCUUCUUCCAGGAUGGAAGUGUUGCACCACCUCAUCUCGGCGACAAAUGGCGGGAGGCCAGCUCGUUCACGCGAUAAAUUCCUUUCCGCGAUCCUUUUGCCGUCGCCGCCUGAUACACACCGAUCCGUCACACAUUGCAGACAACCGAAUGCCAUAGCCGGACAAAUGGGGCUCUUCAACUCACUGUCGCAGCUCCUUGGCCUCGGCAAGAAGCAAGUCAGCAUCAUCGUUGUUGGCCUCGACAACUCUGGAAAAGUUGGCCUUGUAGUUUUCUUUUUUGUAAAAUUGAGCUUUAAUCUGAAUAGGGACUUACAAGGAAGGUAAUUUUACCUUGCAGUUGAGAUUUUCCUGAAAGUUGCCCAAAACGCUCCUUGAUGUACCAGAGAAAGAUUCUAGAAGUCAUAACCUGCACAACCUCCUCGAUUUUGAGAAAAGACGCCUCAAAGUCAGAGAAACCCCUUAAACCCAUAAAAAUAGGCUAUUUUGAGGCUUAAAGCCCUUAUAUCUCAAAAACUAGGAAGUUGUGCAGGUUCAGAAUUUCAGGAACUUCAUCUGUGGUACAUCAUGAAGUGUUCCGACCAAUUUUCAGGAAAUUCCCAACCGCAAAGUAAAAUGACCUCCCCUGUUAGUUUCAAACCAAGUUUCUCCAAGUUUCUCCAAGUUUUUAUUAAAGUUAAAAGAUGCACAUGAAACGCAUGCAUAUUUUUCAAUAAAUAAUCCUCCCUGGCACUUUUACAGUUAAACUUUAACACGACAAAAAAGUAAAAUGUUUUCUCGAACUUCUUUUUUUAUCAGUUAGGGAAUUUUCAUAAAAUAUUGAAGUACAAAUAUUCUUCAGAGUUUUAGACGCUUCUCGGUCGCAUAUCCAUAAGUAACUUAUUUCAUAAAUUUAUAUAAAAGGAAAAGAUCGAAGGAGUAAGAAAAAAUGAUGCAGACAACGGUGCUGAACGCUCUGCGAACGCCAGACACUCGGACAAGCCAGAUAGUGCCGACGGUCGGCUACACAGUCACCAACUUUACGACCGGCAACCUCAGUUUCAACGCCUUCGACAUGGCCGGCCAGGGUACGUCGUCUCUUCUUUGCCUCCGGCUUCGUCGUAAAUCGGCGCGUCUGGCAGCUUUACAGUGCGACUGUGUGGUGCCGCGUCGGAUUCAGAGAUGCCAUAGGCACACCUUUUUUCUUUUUCUUGGUCGAGACUACGAAAAAGGAAGUAUAGGUGAAUAGGUUUACCAUGAAGUAAGUUUCGUGUUUAAAGUUAACUUUGAUUAAGAUAUAGCCUAUCCCGCGCCAGCUUGUCACGUUUUUCUUUCCACCGAAAAUACGCUAUACAAAAUUAAAAAAAAAUUGGAAAUCUUCUCUUCAAAACCUUUAUUUUUGCUCUCUUCUUAGCAUUUUUGUAGGGCAAAAGUUUGUAUUUACAGUAGCUUUUUCUUUUGUGUUCUCUUAAAACGUGACCAUCUCGCGCGAAACGCACUAUAACAGGUUUUCAGUUAUAGGUGAUGGAACAGCAAAAACUUCUUUUUACUCUGAAAGGAUUUCUCAUAAAAUGAAAAAAAGUUCAUAUAGUCUGUUCAGAUUUUCAAUGUCAGGUCGUCGCUCAAGCUCCGCCCAUAAUGGUGCGAUAAACCAAUCAGAAAGCGAGCCAUCCACAGCGUUUUUGAAUGACGUCGUUCUACUUGACAUUCAAAAUCUGAACAGACUAUAUCACAAUUUUUAAGCAAAAGUUUAUCCUUUAACUUUUCUCAGUAGAAACAAUAAAGUCGGAGCUAGCUACAGGUCGUUACCGGUCGAUGUGGGAGAGUUAUUAUGCCAACUCGCAGGCGAUUGUUUUUGUCGUGGACAGUUCCGACCGACUCCGGAUUUCGUUGGCUCGUGACGAGCUCUGGAUGAUCAUGGACCACAAGGACGUUGUUCAUCGGCCGGUUCGUCUUACGGUAGCUUUUCCGACUCAAAACUAAGAAGUAUUUGAGAUCCCGAUUCUGGUGCUGGCCAACAAGAUGGACGACGCCGACGCGAUGUCGUCUGCCGAGAUUUCUGUGUCUCUGGGUUAGAAGACGUCAUCUGCAGAGUGUCAUUCGAAGAUUUUUAGGGCUCGAGGUUAUUCGGGGUCACCACUGGACCAUCCAGGCGACAUGUGCUCUCAACGGCGCCGGCCUAGAUAAAGUCUCUUUUUGAAUUCUAUGAGCAUUUAUCGAAUAAUCUAAGAUAAUUAAAAGCGCUGAUUUUGGAAAUAUCCGUAAAUUUAAGUGUACUAAUGAAAUACUGGGGACUUUACAUGAAUUUAUAAUCUCAAAAGCUUGCAGGUUGUGGUUUUGUUAAGUUUAAACUUUACGUGAAAAUUCUUCUACUAAGUUACGCUUGGAAACUUCUGGGUCGCGAAAUAUCAAAUUGAGUACUAUAUGUUAAACUUUUUUAGAAACUAAUAUCCUUUCGUCAUUUCGAAAAAAAAAAAUCAAGACCAAGACAUUUCAUCGUUUUUAGGCGAUGCAGUGGCUGUCCACAGAAGUCAACAUGUUUAUGGAAUCUCGAAGAUGAAAACGCUCAAAAAUACAUAAUCUCAUUUUUUCUUUGUCUUUUUUUGGAAAAUACGUGUGCGAAAUAAAAAUUGUGCUUUGGCUUCUUUUAGCAACAUCACGAUUCUCGCGCACGGCUUGAAAGGUCGAGGGCUUGCGCUAUUUUCAUAAUUCCUUGUCUCAACGACGUCUUCAAAACAGUCCGACGCCUCCUUUUUUGUGCUAAUCCCUUUCGUCUACUGUACGUGGCUGCAGACAACGGCCGCAUUCUAUGGAUAUUUACGGGUGGCCAGCUCAUUGUCAUUUAAUGGUUCUCAACGAAGGAGGAAUUGUUAAAGAGGUCGAGAAAAGUGUACCAUGCCGAAUCUCGGAAAAAAGAGCUAAGAAAAAUCUUGAGCCGCGGCUCCGCCUAACAAAUUUCCAAAACAAGUCUGUGUUUUGUCUCCGUCGUUUGGCUGACGCACGGAGUUUUAUUGAAAUCAAUGUCGGUAGUUGUUUAAGCUUCCGAUUUCAUUAAAAAAAUAAUCAUUUCAAGUUUUAUCGUUUUUUUAAGUUUGUAUGAAUGCACUUCAAAGGUUUGAAAGAUCUCUUUAAGUCUGUUGAAAGUUGAAUUAAAAAAAAUUUUUUGAGUUUUUGAAAAGUUCAUCCUAAAUAACUGCUCUUUUUUUGCUCUCAGCUGAAGUCUUUUUCAUGGUAGGUGUGUAGCGGAUCCACCAGACACCUCUGAAACGCCGCCUGUCGACCAACAAGCGUUUGAUUUGCAACCAAAGUUGGGGUGACCUUUGAGGCGAGAAACUGAGAAAAGGCCGCCCACCACCGUUCCAUCGAGCACAUUUGCAUUCAGUCGACGACUGACUGCCUCUGCUUCUCUUCUCUGCGCUUACAGUACGCCUUUUAUCGAGUCGAAGAGGUUCCCUAUCAGUGGCCGUGGAACGACGUUGCGCGGCCGCAGAUCAUCCGCCAUGAGCAAUCCGACUCCUCCGGCAGCUCCGCGUCAAGAUUCCUGGCACAUGUUCCCGCUUUUCUACCCGGCUGCCACCGCCGAAUCCAUCAGGUUAGCUUUCAGAACCGUUCUAUUCGUCCUCAAUUUAUGUCCGUCAUUCAAAUUUUUGACUAUUUCAAAUAAUUAAUUUUUUUCGAGGAAUAUGUUGACUUUUUUUCUUCCAAAAUAAUUAUUUCCAAUAUUGAAGAUGGUUUCACUCUUUUGUUUGAUAGCCCCUUUUUACCACGAAAAAAAUUGGAGCUAGGUUUGAUCCAAUGAACUUCUGGAGUUAUGAAAACAUUUUUUUAGAAAGUUUGAAUGUUCAAUACCUUUUUCAUGGGCUCUUUCAUGGAUACCCGUCAAACAAAAAAAAUUUUAUUUUGAAAAUACGAAAAAAAAAUAAAAAUAAAUGUUGACCUUCCAUAAUAACUGAUCUCUAACUUGCUUACUGUUUUGAACACGCCAAGUUUUUAUUUCUCAAUUUCUCCCCAUUUUUUCGCCUUUUAUAGCGAAGGUUGGAUUUUUUUUCGCAUUGUUCUGACCCUCAUUUGACCUAUUAUCACGCUCUGAACGCAUAUUAAUAAUGUUUGACGACGGCGUUAUCGGCGACAAAUAUAUAAUAAAUGGACGAAUUCCUCGAUUGUUGCGCUUUUGACACUCGGAGGCGGGCUUACAACUGUUUGUGUAUGCUAAUAUCUGACCACAAACACUGAAGGACCGCCUCCGAUCGGAUACCGUGUCCCUCCAAAUCUCCGCCUCCUUCACUUCGCCGAAAUCGGCAAGGCCACGAUUUCUCUCUUUUUUUUUCUUUUUUUUCUAUUUCUCAGCAUAAACUUUUUUUCUCUUUUUUUUCUAUUUCUCAGCAUAAACAUAAUUUCGAAGCAAGAACCAAAUAGAGUAAAUUAGGGGAAUUUUUGAGCGUUUGGAAUACAAAAAGGGAUUGAACUCUUUGAAAAUUUUCAUAAAGUUUAUGUUUAAUUUAAAUUCGUGCAUGAAAACUCAUCUUUUGAUGAAACUUCAUAACGACUAAACGAGCAAAUCUCAUUCAGUCGAAUUUUUGAGAGAAAUUAUCGUUUUUCUUCUCUUUUAGUCCAAUUCUCAUUUUUCUUGUCAAACAUUUUUUUGUGCUUUUUGUAGAUCAUUGUAUCAUUUCAUCGACGUUUUUUUUUUAAAUUCAGUUCGAUCACACUAUCUUCAGCUGCUAGUAAUAUUUCAAAAGGCGUGUGAAAGGUUUCAAGGUCUAUAAUUAUAUAGCCUCUAUGAAAUAUCUUCAGAACAGCUAGUUAUACGAAGUAGAGUUUGAGGUAUAAAAGGUUUACAGCUUUCUUUGAACGUUUAGAAGAUCAUUUUAGCGAACUAAGGAUCUGAUUGGUUGGAGACGCCCUAUUUUGAAGUGUUUAGGCAGAAGCCCAGGAAUUAGAAAAAAACAGUAAAAGCAAAAAACCUUCCCAAAUCUUGACCGUUUCUUUUUGAAUUUUCACUCGACGCUAGUGGUAUAAUCCAAUAAUAAUAUGAAAUCAAAAUUUUGAGGAUUACAUUUUUCAAAGCGAAAAACUGACGGUAUAUUCCGAAUGAUUAUAAAAUUUGCACAUGCUUUCAAAUUCAUUUUGCAGCGAACGGAUGCUGCACCCGUCGCCGUUCGACAAUUUGUCCACACCGGCUUCGUUUUACAGUCGAUGGCCCACAGUCAACGAUGCCGCCUACCAGGUUUUCAAAGUCAAUAAUAGUUCGAUAGAAUAUUCUUCUAUUCAGGAACAAGCGAAAUGGCAGACGGACCAGAUUUAUCACCUCUCGUUCCCGUCUACGGAGCAGGUUAAUUCUAUAAGAAGUUGCAGUUUAGCAUCUUUAUUGCAGAAGCCCCUGCAGAUGUAUCAGACGGACUCUUUUCCGUCGACGUCAGUGGCCGGAAAUUCUCCGGCCACAAAUCCGCCGCUCGACUACAGGAUGAAUCCUGCAGCAUGCUAUUCCAAUAACCUUUUCGGCACAGCCUACGACUACCCACAGGUGUUUUUUCGUCUGAGUUUUCCAUUUUUGAUAGAACUCCUGUUGAUUAUUAUCAGAAAAAAAGCGAGAAUUUGUUUUUUUUUCAGUUUUUUUUUGUUUUUCGAAAGAAUUGGUUGAUGGAUUCAGCCUUUAGCGCUUUCUUUUGUUGGAUGAAAGCCUUUUUUAUGAGAAGUUCCACUCUGAAAAGUAAAGGAUAGAAGUUUUUGCGAACGUUUAAGAACAUAUUAAAUUUUUCGUGUCAUUGUUUUGUCCUCGCUGCAAAAACUACACUCAAUUUAAUUUUUUAUUAGAAAAAGUUUUUCAGAUGCAAUUUGCAUGGAAGAUGAGUUCAGCAGUUGCUGGUAAAAGUCUACCCAAGUCGGAGCCUACAAAAGUCGUCCCUACAGGGCCUGGAACAAAUCGUCAGUUUCUGUUUAACUUCAUUUUUUCCGAGGAGCAUAAAUAAUUGCUUUGAACCGUUAUUGGUUAAAGGAACUGUUUAAUCUUUGUUGCCAACAAUACGUGUUGAUUUACACAGGUUUAAGUGUCAAUCAAGGCAAUUUACAAGUGCUGUCGAGUAUCUCAGGCUGUCGGAGCCGAGGCUGAUAAGGCCCCCGCAGGACAUUGGCAGCCUCGUCCCUUGUUUGAACGUGAUAAUUCGGCCUCUUUGUGAUAAGCAGACGCCGACCGCUACUAGGUUUUGCCGCGAAAUAAUGUCGAGUGAGAAAUCUUUGGGGCGUUUCUUUGGAUUUCGAAGAACCAAAUGAAGAUUCUGAAGCAAAUUCCAUGGCACAAGAAUAUAUUCAUUGGCAACAAAGAUCAAAACAAGUCUGAAGUUUUGAAUAGCUUUUUUAUCCAAAAAAAGUUCAUUCAAACUCGAAGAAAAAUCUUUUACCGUUUAUAACUCUCUUUGGUAAAUUUUAUCAACUUCUCUAAUAGAUUAUGGGAAGAUAAGUUUUUCUCAUUAAAUCCAAUCAUGUUAGAAGAUUAGGGUUAUAUAUAUAUUUUUUUACUUCGCCAUACACUUCUCUUUUCAUUUCGUGAGAACUUGUAGUUGAUUCAAAUUAAUUUGUUGAAUUAAAAAAAAAUUUUUUUGGAAAAAAAUCGUAAACUUUUUCUCGUUUUUUUCUUUAUUGAUCCAAACUGCGGCUCUAGAAUCACCUCCAGAUGCUGUGAAUGUACAUUUCACUGAAUAUUUUUUUAUCUAGUUAUGAGUGAGAUUAUAGUAAAUCUUAACGAGAAACAACUACGAGCCUAUCAAAAGAAAAUUCAAAAUAUUGCAGACGUUCGCGUGAGAACAGCCGAAAAGUACAGGAUGGUCUACUCGGAUUACCAAAGGCUAGAACUCGAAAAAGUAAGUUUCUCAUCCAAGAAAAAAGAGCGGUGCGUGGCGGUACCGACUCUUUUCGCGUAAUCAGAAAAAGGUUCCCAUGCUCAUUGCUUUGGAAAAAGUGCGCGAGUUUCUCACAUCGAACGAACCUCGCUGCAUAAACUUUUAUUGGGCCACCGCGGAACGUUUUGUGCAUCCGCUGACGGAUCGUAAAACUUUUGAGAUAAGAUUUGUUGUUUGCAGGAAUUCAUCACGAAUAAUUUCAUAACGGCCGACAGGAAGAGUGUUCUUUCCACACAGCUCAACCUCACCGAGCGGCAAAUAAAGAUUUGGUUUCAGAAUAGGUGAGAAAGAAUACAGAUUUUUGGUUUCAAAAUGUGUAAGAUAACAUCGAAAAAGUUGAGAAAGUGCGGGGAAAUAAAAAAAACAUCAGAUUGAAUUCUAUUUUGUAAACUGUUUGAGUAUUCAUUGAAUUUUUUGUGCCCAAGCAUGGUUGCUUACUAUCAGCUCUCUUUGUAACGACAUUUCUUUUUUCAUUUCUAGUUCUUUCAAAACUAAGUGUUUGUGUUUGGACUGUCAAUAAAAUAAGGUGGAGUACAAAUUAGCGUAGGAUGACACCUCUCUGGGGCUAAUCCAGCCAUUAGAGGUCAUGGCGGCGAUCCGGGAACGGUCGGUUGCGCCACGAGCCAUAACUCAUCGACGCAGCCGCGGCUGCUCUUUUAACCCACACAGAUAACAGAUUUGCGCCUCGCGUAACUCUCCAUCCCGACGUAACAAGUCUAAACUUUUUGCUGGCUUGAUUUUUCUCACCUUACAAGGUGAAAUGAUGGUAGAUGAUACCCAUCGAGUGCUAGAAAUUUGGUUAUAUAUCCUACUGUAUUUAUGAUACCAUUCAACUGGAGUUCCAUUCAAUUUUAGAAAUCUUGAAUGGAAGCGUUUUCAUCGGAUUCUCGACCUAAUUUUUUUGAAACGAGACUGAUUGAAAAUUUUUUGCACAUUUUGGAUGCAAGAUUAAGACAAAAUUGGGCGACAGUCGCUCGUAAAAACCAUGGUCGAAUCGAAGCGAUUUGCGAACUACGAAACUUGGCUAAUUGUCUGUGUUUACGGCCCUGUAAUUGGGCAUCGCUGUGUAGGUUACUGUAGAAAGACGCCGUUUUCGCGAUGUCGCGCACCGCGUUUCUGUCCUGGCACACGUUAAAUUUAUGACGCUUUCUCGGAUAAACAAUACUGCUGCGGCAUGUGGGCGGCAGAAGGCGUCCUUUUGUGCUCGGAGGUCAGCGGCUCACCUCCCCGUCAUUUCUAUUUUUUUCAAUCCUUUGCUGAUAGCGCCGUCAGUUUCAUGAGCUUGCUCUUCAAUCCAAUAGUAAACUUCUAAAGUCUCAAACAGCCGGAAAAAUGUUCCGGCGCAGAACUUUUUUUUAAUAUCUUGUAAAUACACAUAAUAUGAAAGGAACUACUACUGUCAGAAAGGAAAAAUCUGAUUAUAUCUUACAAAAGCAUAUAUUUAAUUUCAACACGCCCUUUACAAGAUUUGCAUAAAUUUUUUUUUGCGGUUGCGACGCGGUUUUAGGCGGGAAACUCGAGCUCAAACUCAACUUCAAAGCAGCAGUUACUUCUAAGUGCUUCUCGUUGAGAAAACGAUUUUGAAGCGCGCUUCCGCUAGCAGACCCUUACGGCUCUUUUGAUCAGUUCAACGAUCGUUUGCGACAAAAAAAGUUUAUAGAACACUUUAAAAAAGUUGUAACAUGAUUAUACAAAUUAAGCUUCACUCUUUUAAACAGAACAACUUCCAGACGUGCAAAAGGACGCCGCGAGCACAAUAAGAAGAUGUGA
Messenger RNA from Caenorhabditis auriculariae, 11325 nucleotides. The record is from the annotation of a GenBank genome assembly. NCBI's taxonomy places the organism in Eukaryota, Metazoa, Nematoda, Chromadorea, Rhabditida, Rhabditidae.